Messenger RNA from [Torrubiella] hemipterigena, 1128 nucleotides. The record is from the annotation of a GenBank genome assembly. Lineage: Eukaryota; Fungi; Ascomycota; Sordariomycetes; Hypocreales; Clavicipitaceae.
CAACGCCCAAAGGUGGUUGCAAACAUCAAGAAAAAAAUAAUUGACUGACGCUCCGAGCAAAUCACAACCUCGAACAUUUUUAACCAACUGCACACUUUUGGCCUGCACAGUAUUGCCUGCGAUCUGCUACUCAAUUGUAUACGACUAUAAUUACAGCAGCAGAAACUUCAUAAUCUAUCCAGACUCGCCUCGGUUUCCCAGCUACAGCAACAGCAAUCAUGAAAAUUACAGAAGCUCAAUCCGCUGUCCUCAGCAAUUACGAGGUGUACCAGCACCUGGUAGACCAACGAGACCAAUACAAGAAGAUUAAGCGAAGAGGACCUCCUAAUUUGGAGACGGUUGUUAGCGAGCUUCUGCAAUACAUGCGCAGUAAACCAAACCCUCUUAGCCAGAAGCCCAUCACCUACAACGCCGAAUGUGUGUCGUCACUAGUUCAACAGCUGCGGCCAUACGACUUGUCCAAGGGCGAGGUCGUCAUGAUUCUCAACCUCCGCCCGUCGUCUGUUGUCGCGCUCAACACCGUCCUCGAGGACAUGUCCGAUCGAUAUACCGAGGAACAGCAGGAAGAAAUGGUCCAGAUCAUCCUAGAGGUGUUGGGCGAGCCUGAAUCAGGAGCUGCUGGGGGACAAGAGGAGGGUGAUGUCUCCAUGGCAGAUGCUGCGUGAAGUGUCGGAUUGUACCAAGAAUACAGCCAACAUCACCAGCCAGCUCCGCCUGGAUAUGGCUUCGAUAAACAAAAGGUCUCUCGUACACCCAAAUCACAUCAGUGUACAGCCGCCUUCACUCUGCCCACCAGCUGCUGUGAUCGUUGCGGUGGCUGUUUUGCAGAUAUCUUCAAACGCCGCCUUGAGAAGCUCGCCCGAACGUGCUGAGCACUCUACAUAUCGAUCUGCCCGCAGCUCUUGGGCCAUCUGAUACGCUUCUUGGGGAUAUAUAAUACCGUUAGGGUCAUCCUCUGACCGGAGAUCACGCUUCAAACCCAAGACGAUAAUGGGUAGACUGUCGACGCGUGAAAAGGCGCCUUUGACCUCGUUGAUCCACUGACAGCAGGCAUAAUUAGCUGGUGGAUGGGAAGAAGUAGCACUUUUGUAUACUAUACAACUUACAUAGCGUUUCAUGUUGAUCAAA